Messenger RNA from Prorocentrum cordatum, 663 nucleotides. The record is from the annotation of a GenBank genome assembly. NCBI's taxonomy places the organism in Eukaryota, Dinophyceae, Prorocentrales, Prorocentraceae.
AUUGAGGCUUGCGAGGUGAGCGCCCGUGUGGGCUUGCCACGGCCUCCAGCGAUGGCGCCCUGCCGCGUGAAGAACGGUGUCCGCCGUGCUCCCCGCGAGCUGCGCCCCUCUCGGCCUUGCGCGCCCUCCACCUCGGACUCCUCGCGGCGCCCGGGCCGGCCGCUCGUCGCACCGGAUCGUCCACGCAGGUGGAGCCGUCCAACCCGCCCCGAAACUCGAGCCUCGCUCAAGAGCAAGGAGGCCCCGCGGGAGCCCGCCCUGGAGGGCUCCGCGCUCCACGGCUCGAGGCGCCCCGCGGAGGCCCGCUGCGGCACGGCGGCGCGGGCGGGCGGUGCCGAGGCGCGGGCCUCGGCACGGGGCCCGGAGAGCGCCGAGCAGGACGGGAGGCUGGGCCAGGGCGUGGCCGCCACGCACGGCGUCCGCGCGCUGGCGGCCUACGACCAGAAGGCGCAGAGGUGGUCGUACGUCAUGUGGACGUUCUUCGGCGUCGUCUGGUUCUCGUUUAUGUUGGCCGACGCGUUCGACGACAACGCCGGCGUCACCGUCCUCCAUCGAUGGGUGUGGAGGUUGGACGUCGCGUGCAUGUUGGGCUGCUGCUUCAUGGCCAUGUCAAUGGGCAGCGCGGAGCACCGGGCUGCCGAAGAGCGGAGCGCCAGGGAGUAG